AUGAACUCCGUCUCCUCCGUACAGGAAGUAAAAGACACAGCCGAAUCCAUCAUGUGGCCAUUACAAAGUAGCGGAUUCAAUUCGCUGUUUACUUCUCUAGUCCUAUUUCUUACGUUCGCAUCAUUUGCUGUAGCAUCUGCACCCGCCUCCUUCUGCAAAUGCACCUGUUUUAGCAAUAGCACCAUUAUCCCUCUUGAUCCCCCAAAGCCCGAAUCCUCCUCUUUUGCUGGCAACCUCGCCCGAGACAUCGCAGACCUGGUGGCGACAGAUAAUGAAAAGCGAGCCAACAGCUAUCAAGCGCUCAGCUGCAACGACUGUAAUCGGAAGUUCUGUCUGGGAUACGACUUGCCUGUGUGUAAGGGCGCGAAGGAGGAUGAUGUUGUGAGCACGUGUUUCCAAAGAGAUUCGAGAAAGGAUGAAGCUAUUGUGUUCAUUUUUAUAUUCGCGACGAGUGGGCUGCUCGCGUGCGCUCUUUUUAGGCCGUGGGUUCAGAAGUGGCUCGAGGCUGCAAGGGAAAGACGGCAGUAUAUUCCUGUUGCGGAACCCGGUGAUUGA
This is a messenger RNA of Aspergillus chevalieri, 555 nucleotides long. RefSeq lists its product as uncharacterized. The record is from RefSeq and is a predicted model, not a curated record. Lineage: Eukaryota; Fungi; Ascomycota; Eurotiomycetes; Eurotiales; Aspergillaceae. The transcript has 4 exons. Bases 1 to 555 code for a protein of 184 amino acids.